GAUCAAUGCUUAGUACUACGUGACGACUGGAUCGACAGGGAUCGUAUCCGACCAGAUCAAAGGAGCCAGGAAAGCAACACGGCAUGGAUAAUUGGCAUAACGCCCUUUUAUGGAUGAGUUGGUUUUUUGGGUUGUGUGUUUUGCUAUACGUUUGCACCGUAAGGGCCAGUCUUAAGCAGUGGAAAGGGCGGUUUGGGCAAGCGGUAACAUUGAAGCCGAAUCCAGCAGGAAACUUGCCCGUAUCGGUAUAUGUAAUUGAACCCGACACAAAGCAUGGACCAUGCAUUGUUCAUUUAAAUUACGACAGUUUGUUGAAAGACUCGAAGCCUUCGAAACCGAAACUAGAACUCCUUGAUACCGUUCAGCACGGAAGUACGGUUAAUUUAGUUGGCGAUAUUUGAUAGCAAUUUAUUUAGUGUGAUUUAGUGUUGCAUAGGAUAGUAGUAGUAAUAUUUAACGUAAUAAAAAUUAAACCCGCUUCAACAAUCAUUCCUGCGUGUCGGCGACCUAGACGUUUGCCACCCAACAAGAUCAGCUGUCAUCGUGAACUGUCAUCGCGCGGAAUAACAACGAAGCAAAACAACGAAUAGUGGUGAUUGGUUUUCCCCCGAAAGAGAAGCUGCUAGUUGCUGGCCACUAGCGGUAUACUUCCUAUUCCUACUGAUUAAUGGCUAUGAAGGCUAAAGACUGAUGUAGAGCCGCAAAAGCAGAAAGCUCUGUCGGCUGGAAAUACACGGCCGCUUCAUUAAUGUGUGUUUGGUUGAGUGCGAUUAUUAUACUAUUGCGGUAGCCCACAGAGAGCAUUCGGAAGUUGUGGAGAAGAUAAACCGUUGGUGCAUGCUCAUCAAGCCGGCGCCAGCUUACUGAUUAUCUCUGGCGCAUCCACUCCAUCUGCUGCUGCCGCCUAUGUACGGCGUAAAUCAAUCCGCAAUUAAUUUUUCAUCAUGAUUCAAGGCUACGGCUCGGUCACUCAAGCCCUACUGGGGACGCUUUUAACAUGGGGGUUAACGGCCCUUGGAUCCGGGCUGGUGGUAUUGCUGAGAGGUAAUCAACGGAAAUCGUUGGAUAUAUCUCUUGGCUUCGCAGCCGGCGUCAUGAUUGCAGCCUCGUUUUGGUCCUUACUUGCACCAGCGAUUGAACUGGCCGAAAAUUCGCACAUGUAUGGCAGCAAAGGCGAGUUUGCUUUUAUACCCGUUGCGGUAGGAUUUCUGUUUGGCGCUAUUUUUGUAUACGGUACCGACAAAGUCAUCUCUUACUUGGGCAUUAACAGCCCAACGAUGAUGAUUGCUCUUACCAAUGCCAACAAAGACAAGGCAGAUAUUGCUAUGGAUGAUCAAGUCUCUGCUGAGCAUGGCAAAAGCUCAUACGCUGGAAUGGCACCAAAUCCUGCAGAUCAUUCGUUAGCAAUAGGAAUGGACAGCUUUGCAGACUGCCUUAAUGCACAGCACGGUAGCGUGUCUCGGAAGCGAAGGAAGGGUAGCGCUACGACAUCAGUCAAGGAACAGGCUGUGUACACAAACAACAGCCAAAGUCAGUUAGACGCACAGUUGUCGCAGUGGAAACGAAUUAUGCUGUUGGUGGUAGCGAUUACAGUGCACAACAUACCGGAAGGUUUAGCCGUAGGCGUUAGUUUUGGUGCAAUUGGAACGACCGAGUCGGCCACAUUUGAAGCAGCUCGCAAUCUGGCGAUUGGCAUUGGUAUACAGAAUUUCCCAGAGGGCUUGGCAGUGAGUUUACCGCUACAUGCUGCUGGGUUUAGUUUGGGGAAAAGCUUUUGGUACGGGCAGCUUUCGGGCAUGGUGGAACCUAUAUUUGGAGUGCUCGGGGCAGUUGCUGUCAGUGUCGCCACCAUCAUACUGCCAUAUGCCUUAUCGUUUGCCGCUGGCGCCAUGAUUUACAUAGUAGCCGACGAUAUUCUUCCGGAAGCACAUGCCAGUGACAAUGGACUAAUAGCAACGUGGGGUACGAUCGCAGGCUUCGUAGUAAUGAUGUGUCUAGAUGUGGGGCUUGGAUAAGACGGAUCUGAUGGAGAUGUAGUCUGAGUUUUAUGGGAAUGACUGCGUUCUGGAUGACGGAACGCUGCAUCUGGAUUGAACGAGCCAGUGUCUGCUAAAUGGUACUUGAUUAUAAGUAUUAUAAUGAAUUGUGAAUUAUAUUUUUUGUUACAAUCACUUACUUGAUUAUGGAUCAGUGUAUAGAUUUUAAUUUAAUUUUUUAUCGGCACACUACAAAUCAGAAACAUAGUGCUUAAAUAAACAUCUAAUUAAUGCUGAUAGUAUCGGUAUAAUUUUAA
Anopheles gambiae (African malaria mosquito) is the source of this 2293-nucleotide messenger RNA. RefSeq names its product zinc transporter ZIP11 (gene Zip48C). Gene Ontology annotation, molecular function: zinc ion transmembrane transporter activity. The coding region runs from base 945 to 2015 and encodes 356 amino acids. Gene Ontology annotation, biological process: zinc ion transmembrane transport. NCBI's taxonomy places the organism in Eukaryota, Metazoa, Arthropoda, Insecta, Diptera, Culicidae. The record is from RefSeq and is a predicted model, not a curated record. The transcript has 8 exons. Gene Ontology annotation, cellular component: membrane.